Fusarium subglutinans is the source of this 1401-nucleotide messenger RNA. Its product is annotated as HNM1-choline permease. Gene Ontology annotation, biological process: transmembrane transport. NCBI's taxonomy places the organism in Eukaryota, Fungi, Ascomycota, Sordariomycetes, Hypocreales, Nectriaceae. Gene Ontology annotation, cellular component: membrane. The record is from RefSeq and is a predicted model, not a curated record. Bases 1 to 1401 code for a protein of 466 amino acids. Gene Ontology annotation, molecular function: transmembrane transporter activity. The transcript is spliced from 8 exons.
AUGGAUAAAAAGUCAUCCGAAGAUCUUGCUCGGGUUGAGCCUAUUAACCGUACCCCCUCGGUUAGCAAGGGUAUCACGCACUCGUGGCUCACAUACGCUUCGUCUUUCGGCCUCGUGCUAAUCUACGGAGGCGGCGUCACUACGUUGUUUGCGCCGCUCAUCGCCACUGUCACCCAGUGGAUUGUUUUUCUCGGCUUGGCUGAGCUGUGCUCUGCGUUUCCAUCUUCUGGUGGACAAUACCACUUUACGUAUAUCAUCGCACCGCCGAAAACUCGCAAUUUUGGCGCCUACGUUACAGGAUCGAUCAAUAUUAUCGCAUGGUGGAUCACAACCUGCUCCGGUCUAAUCUAUACAGCCAUUUCUGCCUUUGGAUGUGCUGCGGCUUGGUUCCCGGACUUUGCACAGCAACGUCACCAGGUCUACCUAUGCUACCUGGCUGUCACUGUCCUCUCAUUAAUUCCAAUCUACACCAUCAAACAGAGACACCUCGACUUUAUGACCGAAUCGAUUACAGGCUUCUCUCUCAUUGGAAUGGUAUUGACCAUUGCAGUGUGCUUAGGCAUGGCUGAUGGAGACUACGCCCCGGGUACAAUUAUGCUUGAGAACCGUGGCAUCAGUGGAUGGAAUGCUGGUACGGGCUGGCUCCUCUCCAUUGCUGCUGCACUUUACUGCUUCGCAGGGAACGGUGCGGUCACACAUAUCGCCGAGGAGCUACUCAGCCCAGGCCGCAAGCUUCCCCAAGUCUUGAACAUGAGUAUGGCCAUGGGUAUCGUCAUAGUUAUUCCCUUCGAGGUGUUUUACCAAGCCACUGGAAGCAAAGCCGCUGCAACUGGUCUGCAAGCUUACUUGACGUUCCUCUACUAUACAUUCAUUCCAAGUCAGUGGGUGACCUGCAGCCGUAUCACCUGGGCUUUUGCCCGUGAUCAAGGACUUCCGUUCGCCGAAUACUGGCAGCAUAUUGAUCCUAAACGUGGUAUCCCAUGGAGAACAACGCUUCUUUCUGCAGCAUUCUGCGUUCUUUACGGUUUGAUCUACGUCGCAAGCACAACAGCCUUCAACUCGAUUAUCAACGCAGCUUGCUUGAUGCUGAAUGUUUCAUACGUUAUCCCUCAAGGCGUCUUACUUACCCAAGGUCGCGAUAAGUUGCCACGACGUGCCUUCAGCCACGGUAAAUUUGGCUAUGCGGUCAAUCUGUAUUCGGUUGUGUUCAUGAUUGUUAUUGGUGUUGUCUUCUGCCUUCCGCAGACCAACCCAACAACUGCCGGCUCCAUGAACUAUAACGCCCCCGUCGUUGUUGGUCUCUUCAUCGUCAUUUGCCUUCUGUGGAUCGAGCGACGAUCCAAAUUUAAUGGUCCUCACAUUGACUGGGACUUACUCAACGAAGCUAAUGGGGAGGAAUGA